ACGCUGAGUCUCCCAACGGACUGCAGAAAGGUCAAACGGCAAAGCAAGCAGUUGCCGCAGUUCGAUAAUCGCCCCCCGGUUCACGAUGCUCCUGCGGUUACGGUCGCCCGAUGGCAUGUUCCGCCUGACGGUGGACAAGGACGACACUUUUGGCAAACUCAUAGACCAGCUUGUCCCGAAGCUCCCCCCCACAGUCGAUCCCCAAUCCAUCACCCUCUCGAACCACCCCAGCAACAGCGCCGAGUCCAGGAAAAUCGGCGAAAUUUCCCAGUUCAAAAUCAGCCAGGUCGGGCUAAGCCACGGGGACCUCAUCUUCGUCAACUACCAGCACCAGGAUGUCGUUACGAACGGCGGUGCAGCCGGCGAUUUGCCCAAAUCAUCAGCAACACCGCUAGCGUCGUCAACGAAUCGACUCAAUGGGAAGCCGGUCCUGCCGACCGAGGACCACCCCAUCGACCCGCCCCCGAACACUUCCGCCGAACGCAUCAAGAACCCCUGGGAGGUGGUCAGGCAGUCGCCCUUGGACGACCGGCUAGACAAGCAGGAUGGCAAGAUUCCGAGGAAACGAGACCCCAAGAUGUGCCGCCACGGGCCCAAGGGCAUGUGCGACUACUGCAUGCCUCUGGAUCCCUUCAACCCUCAGUACCUCGAGGAAAAGAAGAUCAAGUACAUGUCGGUGCACGCCUACAUGCGCAAAAUCAACUCGGCGACCAACAAGCCCGAGCUCGGGAGCUCCUUCAUCCCUCCGCUCGUCGAGCCCUACUAUCGCGUAAAGCCCGACUGCCCAUCGGGACACCCCCAGUGGCCCGAGGGGAUCUGUACCAAGUGCCAGCCCAGCGCCAUCACGCUCCAACCCCAACCGUUCCGCAUGGUUGACCAUGUCGAGUUCGCCUCGCCACAGAUCGUCGAUAGGUUCCUUGACGCCUGGCGCAAGACUGGAACACAGCGCUUGGGCAUCCUCUACGGCAAAUAUCUCGAGUACGACGUGGUGCCGCUCGGCAUCAAAGCGGUGGUUGAAGCGAUCUAUGAGCCGCCACAGAUCGACGAGGUCGACGGCAUCUCGCUCAACCCUUGGGACAAUGAGCAGGAGGUCAACCAGGUGGCCAAGUUUUGCGGUCUCGAGCAGGUCGGCGUGAUAUGGACCGAUCUCCUCGACGCGGGCAAGGGCGACGGGAGCGCUGUCUGCAAGCGCCAUGCAGACUCGUAUUUCCUCGCCUCUCAGGAGAUUGCCUUCGCAGCGCGCAUGCAAGCUCAACAUCCCAAGCCGAGCAAGUGGAGCGACACCGGGAGGUUUGGUUCCAACUUCGUCACUUGCGUCGUCUCCGGCAACGAGAAAGGCGAGAUCUCCAUCGCCGCGUAUCAGAUGUCGAAUGACGCCGUCGAGAUGGUCAGGGCCGGCAUUGUCGAGCCGUCCGCUGACCCCGGCCUGAUGCUUGUCCGCGAAGAGGAAGAGGACGACGGGUCAGUGAGCAGGACACGCUACAUCCCGGAGGUAUUCUACCGCCGGAUCAACGAGUACGGCGCGAACGUGCAGGAAAAUGCGAAGCCGGCCUUCCCGGUCGAAUACCUCUUCGUAACCCUAACUCACGGGUUCCCCGAGGCGCCGAAGCCGCUCUUCCAGGACAGCGGCUUCCCCAUCGAGAACAGGGAGCAUGUCGGAGAGGCUCAAGAGGUUUCCGCCGUCGCCAAGACCCUGAAGGUGAACCAGAAAGAUGACAACCUGCACCUCUCCGACUUCCACCUGCUCUGCUUCAUCCACCAGAUGGGCGUCCUCGCCAAGGACGAGGAAGCCCUCCUAUGCCGCGUCGCGACCCAGCACGACCUCGCCGAGUCCUUCCAGCUGCGGUCGACCACCGGGUGGCAAACGCUGCACAUGAUUCUGCAAUCCACUGGCUGAACGGAGAUUCCUCGCCGUCGCCCACUGCGCCGCUGGGCUGAAGGCCAGCCGCGCAGGGGGCGUCCUGGUGCUGGGGAGGAUGGUAUCGGAUCUGAGGAGGGGUUUGCCCUUUGGUUGGUCAGUGGAAGGAAAACAGAGGGCCAGGAGAAAGCGGGCCAAGCAUCUACGGGCAUGGGUUAAAUGAGGAGGGGGAUAAUCGACAACUCGGCAGGAGUUCUGGUUGCAUCGGGAGGUAGACGACCAAAACACAAUGGUGAUCCAGCAC
Molecule: messenger RNA, 2162 nt
Organism: Thermothielavioides terrestris NRRL 8126
Lineage: Eukaryota; Fungi; Ascomycota; Sordariomycetes; Sordariales; Chaetomiaceae
Exons: 5
Coding region: 86-1897 (603 amino acids)
Biological process (GO): ubiquitin-dependent protein catabolic process
Cellular component (GO): nucleus
Molecular function (GO): ubiquitin binding; ubiquitin protein ligase binding
Source: RefSeq, a predicted model, not a curated record